UUUUCGCCCGGGAUUAAGAGACUAGGCUGCAGCAGGGCCCGGGUCAAAAGCGUCCAGAGCCGGCGGCCUGCGAUGUUGCCUUUCCUACGGGGCGGCCAGAAGAAACCGCAGGAUCUUUUAUUCCUGGACUCGAGGUCCUGACGGGCCCUUUUCUGAACCGGACCGAUAGGCCUUCCGCCUGCCUGUGCUUUAAAUUAGGAGGCGGACGAGGCCUCGGUGUUCCGGUUUACGCAUAGUGAUUAAGGUCAUUUUGUUCUCUUUAGAAUUGAGGACUCCAACCCUGAGGCUGACUGAAAGUUUCAGAUCCGUACACACGAGGCCCUUCUGGCAUCUCCUGGUGAGAGCCCAAGCCCUAGAGUCAGCUGGCCAGUGCUGCCCAGAAGCGGCGCCUGGGAGGGAGGUAUGAUUGGCUGGAGCCGGCGCCCGCCUCCGCCCCGGGCGCCUCGGCCUCGCCCCCGGCCGUGCAGGGAGGCGCCCCCGCCAGCGGUGACCGAGACUUGGGAGACUUGUGGUUUCUGUGACUCUGUGGUCUGAGGUGGCAGCCACUGAUCAUGGAGACCGGUGCCUCCGGCGAGCCCGAGAUGGCCGAAGUGCUGCCCCAGCACAAGUUCGACUGCAGGUCUCUGGAGGCCUACCUACACCAGCACUUGCCCGGCUUUGGGGCCGAGCCCGACGCCAAGCUGACCAUUGCCCAAUACAGAUCAGGACAGUCCAAUCCAACCUUUUAUCUCCAGAAGGGCUUUCAAGCAUACGUACUCAGAAAAAAACCACCUGGUUUGCUUCUUCCUAAAGCACAUAAGACUGAUAGAGAAUUUAAAGUCCAGAAAGCUUUGUUUUCAAUUGGAUUCCCCGUUCCCAAACCUUUAUUGUACUGCAGUGAUGCUUCUGUCAUUGGAACAGAAUUUUAUGUGAUGGAACAUGUACAGGGCCGAAUCUUCCGUGAUUUCACAAUUCCUGGAGUUAGCCCAGCAGAACGCUCAGCCAUAUAUGUGGCCAUGAUAGAAACCUUGGCUCAGUUACAUUCCUUGAAUAUAAAGUCAUUGCAGCUGGAAGGAUAUGGUACAGGUGCUGGGUACUGCAAAAGACAGGUAUCAACCUGGACAAAACAAUAUCAAGCUGCAGCUCAUCAGGACAUCCCUGCCAUGAACCAGCUAUCUGACUGGCUAAUGAAAAACUUGCCAGAUAAUGACAACGAAGAAAAGUUGAUUCAUGGAGAUUUCAAACUAGAUAACAUAGUUUUCCACCCUAAAGAGUCUCGAGUUGUAGCUGUACUGGAUUGGGAGCUUUCAACCAUUGGUCAUCCUUUGUUAGACUUGGCUUAUGUCUCCAUGUUCUGUUUUUGGCCAAGGACCAUUCCAAUGUUAAAUCGAAGUCCUCAUUUGCAAGAAAACAUAGGGAUACCAUCAAUGGAAGAAUUGAUUUCAAUAUAUUGCCGCUGCAGGGAAAUUAAUUCUGAUCUUCCUAACUGGAAUUUCUUUCUUGCCCUUUCAUAUUUUAAAAUUGCUGGAAUAGCACAGGGAGUAUAUAGUAGAUAUCUUCUGGGAAAUAGUGCAUCUGAAAGUAGCUUUCAGUUUGCCAGUGUUGUGCAACCUCUGGCAGAAACUGGAUUACAACUCUCAAAAAGAACUUUCAGUACUGCACUUCCACAGACUGAUACUACCAGACAGUUGUUUGCACAGACUAGGACAGGCCAGGAAGUUCUUACUAGGGUGAAGUGGUUCAUGAAACAACACAUCCUCCCAGCUGAAAAAGAGGUAAUUGAAUUCUAUGUUCAAAAUGAAAAUGCAGUAGACAAGUGGAAAAAACCUUUAGUGAUUGAUAAACUCAAGGAAAUGGCCAAAGCAGAAGGCCUCUGGAACUUGUUUUUGCCAGCUGUAAGCGGUCUCAGCCAGGUGGACUACGCCUUGAUUGCCGAAGAAACAGGAAGAUGCUUUUUUGCUCCAGAUGUCUUUAACUGCCAGGCACCAGACACAGGGAACAUGGAGGUGCUCUACCUAUAUGGAAGUGAGAAACAGAAGCAGCAGUGGCUUGAGCCUCUUCUUCAAGGGAGCAUUGCCUCCUGCUUCUGUAUGUCAGAACCUGAUGUAGCUUCAAGUGAUGCCAUGAAUAUUGAAUGUAGCAUCAAGCAAGAUGGAGAUAGCUAUGUAAUUAAUGGCAAGAAAUGGUGGAGCAGUGGAGCUGGGAAUCCAAAGUGCAAAAUUGCAAUUGUUAUGGGAAAAACUAACAGUAACUCUGUAACCAGACACAAACAGCACAGCAUGAUUCUUGUUCCCAUCAACACACCUGGAGUAGAAAUAAUAAGGCCGUUGUCUGUUUUUGGCUACCUGGAUAAUUUUCAUGGAGGACAUUUUGAGAUCCAUUUUAAUCAAGUGCGAGUUCCUGCCACCAAUUUAAUACUAGGUGAAGGUAGGGGAUUUGAAAUUGCCCAAGGCCGCCUUGGACCUGGCAGAAUCCACCACUGUAUGAGAACAGUAGGUUUGGCUGAACGUGCUUUGCAGAUCAUGUGUAAACGGGCAGAAGAAAGGGUGGCCUUUAAGAAGAAACUGUAUUCGCACGAGGUGGUGGCUCACUGGAUUGCUGAAAGCCGCAUUGCCAUUGAUGAGAUCCGCUUGUUGACCUUGAAAGCUGCCCACAGCAUUGAUACUCUGGGCAGCUCUGGCGCUAAGAAGGAGAUUGCAAUGAUUAAAGUGGCUGCCCCUCGGGCUGUCUGCAAAAUUAUUGACCGGGCCAUCCAAGUGUGUGGAGGUGCAGGCGUUUCCCAGGAUUACCCUCUGGCUAACAUGUAUGCCCUAACACGAACUUUGCGCUUAGCAGAUGGGCCCGACGAGGUCCACCUCUCAACAGUCGCAAAAAUGGAGCUGUGGGCCCAAGCCAGAAGUCUGAGGGCCAAGGUGUAGGAGGUGACACCACCUCACCUCGAUACAUACUCCGUCAGCGCCAGCAUUUCAGUCUCAUCCGCUUUUGCAGCAGUUUAAGCACAGGAUUAAUUACUCAUUUUGGUAAAGAUUUGACAAUCUGUUUCAAUCAAUGGGUUUUAUCAUUUCAAGGGUCACACUUAAAAUUUUAUAAUUUCAAGGGUUUAAGUGAAAAAAGGAUAUUUUAUAGCUGUUGUCAUUCAGUCUAACACCUGAGUGAAUAGCAUUUAUUUUUUAAACACUCCACUUGUAAAGAAAUCAUGAAGUAAAUUGGAAAACUAAAGCAGAGCGUAAAAAUAUUUUCACUUUUUUACUUUCAGGAAUUGUUCCAUUUAAAUACAUAUUUGAGGGAUAUUUAAUCACUAAUUUAUAAAAAAUAUAGUGGGAUCCCCUUUUACUAUUGGUUUUAGGGGUUGCCUUAACACUUUGUGGCAGUGUUUGCACUGGGGAAGGAUGUGUGACUGAUUGGGUCAUUUUAGAGUUCAUAUUGUUAGAAGCCUCUUCAUAAUUCAACAGAAAGCAUUUAUACAUAAAAUCUGAUUGUUACUAGAAGACAUGGCAUCUUAUGAGAAAGUAUAAUUAAGAAAAAUUUUAAUCCUAUAUAAAAUGUUUAUGAGAACAGGGAAUAGUUUAACCUGCAAGAAAGUCAUAUAGUUUUGAGAGGAGAGUAAGGACAGUCUGCGUUGAACACCAUUCUGUUAGUAGCAACACCCUAAGGCAACAUCCUUGUGGCACCUUACCUCAGCGCUGCUGAGGACCGCAGCCUAGGCCACGUGGGAGUCUUGAGCACCUGAAUCGUGGUCAGUGUAACUGAGGAACUGAAUUUUUGAUAUUUUAAAAAUUUUAAUUUAAAUAUAGAUUCUCAACUUAGUUACUGGAAAACUUUUAAGUAUGCUUUGAAUAACUUGGGUAUGUGAAUUGUCUUGCAAAUGUAAAUUUUAUGAACUCUAAAUACAGAGCAAGUAUUUUGAAUGAAAAUUUAGCAUCCAAAUUAAGUGUAAAAUACACAGCAGAUUUUGAAGACUUGGUAUGAAAAAAAAUUAAAUGUCUCAAUACUUUUUUAAUAUUGAUUAUGUGUUGAAAUGGUAAUAUUUUGGAAUAUACUGAGUUAAAUAAAAUAUUAUUUAAAUUAA
Molecule: messenger RNA, 4048 nt
Organism: Hippopotamus amphibius kiboko
Lineage: Eukaryota; Metazoa; Chordata; Mammalia; Artiodactyla; Hippopotamidae
Gene: ACAD11
Product: acyl-CoA dehydrogenase family member 11
Exons: 20
Coding region: 552-2897 (781 amino acids)
Cellular component (GO): mitochondrion
Molecular function (GO): oxidoreductase activity, acting on the CH-CH group of donors; flavin adenine dinucleotide binding
Source: RefSeq, a predicted model, not a curated record